This is a messenger RNA of Bradysia coprophila, 1064 nucleotides long. RefSeq names its product TweedleE (gene TwdlE). Gene Ontology annotation, molecular function: structural constituent of chitin-based larval cuticle. Gene Ontology annotation, biological process: chitin-based cuticle development. Gene Ontology annotation, cellular component: chitin-based extracellular matrix. The record is from RefSeq and is a predicted model, not a curated record. Lineage: Eukaryota; Metazoa; Arthropoda; Insecta; Diptera; Sciaridae.
AAGUAGUUGUUUUUAUUUAGUCAACGUUGUCGGGAGAGCUGUACAAAGUUUACGAGGCUUAAGCUUCUUCUUGUUUUAGUUUUUCAAAAUAAAAAAAAAAACAAGAAAUUUAAUUUUAUAUACGCGCAGCACCGUGCAGUGGAUAUCUCAGUGAUUUUUUUUUUAUUUAUUUAAAUAUUUUACAAUUUUGGAUAACAUGAAAUCCUGUGUGUUUCUCUUGAGUAUUGUGUCGAUUGUGCUUGGUCGUCCCGAGCCACCAUCACCUUACCAAUACAACGCACCAUCGCCAAGUUCUAGUUAUGGACCACCGUCGCCAAGUUCCAGCUAUGGUGCACCAUCGCCAAGUUCCAGUUAUGGGCCUCCAGCCCCACAAUACGGAGUACCCAGUCAGCCACCAGUAAUUCAUAAACAUGUCUAUGUACAUGUACCACCGCCAGAACCGGAAUACGUUGCUCCAAGACGACCAAUAUCAUUCCCUCCGCCACAAAAACACUACAAAAUUGUGUUCAUCAAAGCGCCAUCACCUCCAGCCCCAACAGCACCCGUAAUACCGCUACAACCUCAAAACGAAGAAAAAACCUUGGUGUACGUUCUGGUAAAACGUCCCGACGAACAGCCCGACAUUGUCAUCCCAACUGCAGCACCAACGCAGCCCAGCAAACCGGAAGUCUAUUUCAUUCGGUACAAGACGAAUAAACAGGAAUCGGGACCAUAUCCAGAAAGCAUUGCACCGGCUCCAUCCGGAGACUAUGGAGCUCCGCCAGCAUUGCCCAGCAGCUCGUAUGGCGUGCCAAAUUAAUUAUUUUGUUUAUUUUUUCUGUAUAAAGUUAAAUAAUGUAAUUGCCAAAUGAGAUUUUGGAUUAGAUCAUUUUUCGAUGGGAGAACGAUCUUAAUUAUGAUUUAAUGGGAACGGUUGGUAAUGUAAUUGACCAAGAAAAAAAUCUUUUUUUUUUGGCUUUUACAUUGCAAUGAAGUCUUUAUCUGUUGUGUAAGUGUUAUAACAACUGGUACAUUCAUUUCAUAAUUUAUGUAAAAAAAAAUUAAAAACAAUUUUUUAGCGUUAA